AUGGCCCCUUCACGCUGCACCGCAAAGCUUCCGUUGGGCACACAGGCGACACAUGCGUCGCACCCACAGGGCUCAUCAAGGGUACACAAACGCUCCUACAUCAGAGCGUUACGCAGAGCUCGGGAUCAGGGCGGAGCAUGGUAUCGCGGUAGAUGGAUCACACACGACCCGCAGUAUCAACCCGACGAUCCCAUUGUCAAUAAGCGAAAAGUCAGUAGCCCGGAUUAUGCAGCGACUCGCACCACUAAGCACUACGAACUCUUCACCUGGAACACGGGCGGCCUGGGCGGAGGGCUGUAUGACGAAUUUCUUCUGUUCCUCAAACGCUCGGCCUUUGACGUAGCCCUAUUACAGGAAACGAAGUGGAGAUUUGAGUCACAGUGGGAGGACGACACCCACUACUUCAUCCACUCGGGCACCAGCGCCAAAGAUCAUAGUCACGCUGGCCUGCUCACUGUCAUUUCCAAACGCAUAGUUGACCCCGGCUCGCUGAGGUUCAUCUCUGCCAUUGAUGGCCGAAUACUCCGCGUGCAAUUCAAGCAUGGGCCACGACAGGUGGACGUCAUCAACUUCUACCAACACACCUGGAGGCCCACGGCCCACGUCCAAUCAUUGCGUCACAAGGCCUGGGAUGUUCUCAAUCAGCAAGUACAGGCUGUCCCGCUCCGUAGCAGACUGCUCCUUGGGGGGGACUUCAACACCCCGCCCACCGUCGGACCGCCCCACACUGGCCGACACAUCCUGCACAAACCAGAUCAUGGAGUUCAGGACGCUGAUGACUUUGCAGCCUUCCUUAAGGGCCUUGACUUGGUCUUACUAAAUACCUUUGCGCAGCACGCCCCCCCACACACCUAUCAGUGGAAUGCGCAGAAAUCACAGAUCGAUUUCUGGAUCACACGCAGGUUGCAAGCCGGGGGCCUUGCCCGCUGUGCAUACCCACUUCAGCAGUAUCACGUAGGGCGUUGGAGGGGAGGACCCAGACACCUCCCUGUGUGUGCUAAAGUGAUGUACCACUGGCAACCAUGGGAACAUCGUAAACUUCAGCAAACCAUGGGCCAAACAGAGGUUGAUCGCAUGGAGAUUCUCAAAGCCUGCCAGGAUGAACACGACCCCAGGGUCGCAAGAUUCCGCACAGAAGUUCAGGAGCUGACCGCCAAGCACACUCUCACUGUCGAGACGCUGCAAACCCACAUCUUCAACAUAGCCCGCAGGAUCUUCCCCAAACGCCCCCCCCAGAAAUCCGUCAAACCGUGGCAAGACGGCACCAUGAUAGGAUACGCCGACACCAUGUGGGGCCACUUCCGCGCACGCGCGGCCAUUGUCCGCAGGCCCGAGGUCGACUGCUACGACAGCAGCGCACUGCGAGACUCCUUGAGGCUCAUACAGGAACUCGCCCCCAAGGCUACCUACAGGCACUUCGAGCAGCUGUACAAAGCGUCGUCCGCCAAUCCACAAACCUUUGUUGCGACAGCUGCAGAUGUAGAGGUCACAUCACAUGAGGUCCAGGAGGUGUGCUUGGACAUGUCCACGGCGUUUGACGUGAUGCCGAGGGAAGAGCUACGUGAGGCCCUGAGCGAGGCAGGUAUUGCAGGCAGUCCAGCCGACAUUCUGCUGCACUGGCACCACCUCACCCUUUACGCUGACGAUUGGCACAUAUCCUGCCUCUUCCAUUCCUAUCCUGCAUUUGACAAGUUUGUUCAGUGCUUGGGAGUUGUCCUCAGCACUCUCAAACAACAUGGCAUGAUAGUUAAUGCGGACAAGGCAGCAGUGAUCAUCACCAUGCAGGGUGCCAGACGGAAAAAGGCCGUAGCUGAAUUCACGCGAAUGCACAAGGAUCAGAGACACCUUAAAGUAAGAUCCACCGGGCAAGACGUUCUCCUACCGAUGGUCAGUGAGACUGUUUAUCUGGGGACGAUAAUCUCCUAUCGUAACUUCCGUGCCAGCACGCUGGAGCACCGACUCACCAAAUGCAAGGCCACGCAAAGCCGCCUCCGCAAGAUUCUGCAGGGACGUCGAGGCUACAUCAAGUAUUGCUUCGACAGCUUCGAGCCAUUGCAAGAGCCCCAGCACAUCUGCUUCUUGCUUCCUGGACCACAGCAGCUGAAACCGACACACAAUCACAAUCACAAUCACGUCGCGCCUCUCCAGGACCAUGAGACCCUACAGGUCACUGCGCCGGAGAACCCACCGAAUGUGAACAGCCUAACGCCGCAGCCAGAAUUUGAGUGCCCCCACUGUCCCAAACGCUACGCGCCCACGUGGUCCACCAAAGAUGCAGUUCCCUGCUCCCUACUCAGGUCUUGCCGCGAAGGGCACCCCAUCGCAUCCAUGCCGGUGCCUGGGCCACCUGUCUCCGGGACCACAGAGGAUGGCGGACGGCCCUCAGAGCCCUUGAUGCCCGGACGCGCUCAGCCUAGCCGUACUGACCACAGUGAUCAGAUUCCAGCGGAGCCUGGCAACAUCUUGCGCACUGCGUAG
Molecule: messenger RNA, 2478 nt
Organism: Symbiodinium sp. CCMP2456
Lineage: Eukaryota; Dinophyceae; Suessiales; Symbiodiniaceae
Source: the annotation of a GenBank genome assembly